Messenger RNA from Dendronephthya gigantea, 1498 nucleotides. RefSeq lists its product as uncharacterized. Gene Ontology annotation, molecular function: Hsp70 protein binding. Lineage: Eukaryota; Metazoa; Cnidaria; Anthozoa; Malacalcyonacea; Nephtheidae. The record is from RefSeq and is a predicted model, not a curated record. The transcript has 2 exons. The coding region runs from base 311 to 1498 and encodes 395 amino acids.
UUUGUCUAAUGCCACGCAAUGCGGCGGUGGCAAUCCUGAUGACAAAUGCAGUUAUAUUUGCGUGGAUAUUGGUACUCGACUAAAAGAUAGCUCAUGCAUAUAUCUGCCGGAGGAUAAAACGUUUGUAAGAGCAAAACACCUUGUGGUCAAAGCACCUCAUAAAUUCCCUUUUCAACCAUUUCUCUAUCCUGUCCCUGGCGAUUUUGGAGAAUUACAACAUUUUCUCAAAAGGCUUGGCGCAACCGAAAGACCAAUACCGUUGCAGAUUGCAUACUUUUUGAAAUCCAUUCACGAACAGAUCGGAGAAGAGAUGCUAUCGUGUGAAGACGAGAAAAAAGUCAAGUAUGCGAUGCGUAUAAUAUUUCAUUUGCUACACAAAGGCGGAAGUGCCUUAGGAAUCGAUGAACUGUAUUUACCAAGUCAAGGUAAACUACUGGUCAAAUCCAGCGAGAUGGUUUGCAAUGUUUCACCACGUUUUGCCGAGGUGAUCAAGAAACUUCGACGUCCAAUUCUUGUGCGAUUUGAGGAGUGUGGCUUGAAGAAAGCGGCUGAUGGUUAUAUUGAUGCUCUACCGGAGAGUUUAACUCCCCUGAAGUUCGACGAGAUACUGCGAGAAGAAGUCGCGCCUGACUGCAAACGUUCUAUCUGUCCCGAGGCUCAUGAUGGUUCUGUAUGCAAAUUUCAAGAACAAUUUCAGAAUUUGUUGAAAUCGGACGAAUUCCAAGCGGGGAUAAAACGACUUCUAAUGCACGAUCGAAAGAAUCCUCAAGAGUAUGAGAAAAAGAUUAAGAAAUUACGGGCAGACGUUAGGACAAAGUGCGCAGGAUUCGAAACUAUAAAAAUCCAUAUCAUCCAUCGUGAUUCAAAUGAAGUCUUGGACAGCUUGGAGGAUAUUUGCUAUGCAGUACAGGAAAAAGACGCAUGGACAUUGUAUAUGCAACACGAAUUUAAAGAUGACAGAAGAUUGCUUUCAGCUGCUUCUUGUGUCAACAAGAUUCUAGGAGAUUGUAUAAAAAAGGAGAUGGGUAUUAUAGCAAUGCUUAGCUGUUCAUUACCAUGUGAAAUUUCAAGUGAGUUAGAUAAACUUGAUAUUACUUACAGUAGUUCCAAAGGUGCUGAUAACUUCGAUGACUCGGAUGAGGAAAUCCUUUCCGAUUUGGAGAUUGAUUGUGAGGAUGGAGACGGAAACUAUGACUCGAAGCGAGGUAAUCGUCGUCGUGGCAAGGGUGGCGGUGGUAGACAUUCAGGGAAAGGUGAUGAUUAUCAGGAAGAAGAUGAUAAUUUUUUCCUAAGAGCAACGAGGAAGCGACGCGUUGGUUACGACAAUCCAAAAAUGAUCUGGACGGCGCGAAGUGGUUGCUGCAAUCAGGUCCACCUUUUAGUGCCCAUGCCUGUUUUCAUUGUCAUCAGGUGGUGGAGAAAUGUCUUAAAGCGAUGUUAUUUAACCGCUGUGGAGUGUCAGGAGGACUACUUGCAUCUCACGAGAUCGGGAAUUUAG